Rhipicephalus microplus (southern cattle tick) is the source of this 1961-nucleotide messenger RNA. Its product is annotated as monoglyceride lipase. NCBI's taxonomy places the organism in Eukaryota, Metazoa, Arthropoda, Arachnida, Ixodida, Ixodidae. The record is from RefSeq and is a predicted model, not a curated record.
CAGAGGAAGACGGUUAUCAUCACCACGAACGUACCCACCCCCCUCCACCGCCACCUCGAGCUCGCUACACAAAGGCUCCAUUGUCACCUUUCCACGCUUGUCCGGCCGCUGUACAGACUUGCCGCUCUCUCGAAGGCGCGUCAGAAUGAGCGCAACGAGUGCGACGGACGUCAAAGUCGACGACAGCGUCUUCUUCCACAAUGGCGACAAACAAAAGAUCGUCUGCAAGUCCUGGAGAGCCGAAUCGGAACCAAGGGCACUGGUGUUCCUGUCUCACGGUUACGCCGAGCACUGCCACGAGCCCAGUUACGACACCCUGGCCAGGGCGCUGGUCGGGAUCGGCUGCUACGUGUUCUCGCAUGAUCACGUUGGUCACGGCAUGAGCGAGGGGCGUCGUGCGAUGGUCAAGUCUGCCGACGUGUACGUGGACGACAUCCUCAAGCACGUGGACACUGAGAGGGCGAAGUUCGCCAACAAGCCUGUCUACCUCGUCGGUCAUUCCAUGGGUGGUUUGCUGGUGCUCAUAGCAGCUCAAAGAAGGCCCCAUGAUUUCGCCGGCCUGGUUCUGGUGGCCCCUCUACUCGGAGUAGACAAGGAUCUGGACACAUGGUUCAGUAGGGCCCUGGCCCGCGUGGUCGGUUUCGUCCUGCCGGGAGUACCCGUGGGCACCCUCGACGAGAAUCUGCUGUCCAGGGACCCCGAGGCCCUCCGUCGUUUCAAGGACGAUCCAGCUCCGCUAUCACGACAGCGUCUGUGCCGGAUGGGUGGCGGCCAUCAUCCCUGCUCUCGACACGGCAGUGGAACAAGCGGACCAGGUGGAGUUGCCUUUUCUCAUUCAGCAUGGCACCGCCGAACCUAUCCUGAAGCGUACCACGAUCUUUUAUGUGAAAUCGAAGACGUCCGCAAGCAGGUACUCAAGGACAUCGUUGACUGGAUCGCGACCAGGGUCUCUCCAAAGCCGGCACCACCUCCACCAACGCCACCAACACCGUUCUCACCGCAGACGACAGCGGCUCGUUUCGCAACAGAGACGGGCACAAGAUCUCUUGCGUCACCUGGAGUCCCGAAGUUGAGCCCAGGGCGCUGGUUUUUUGUGGCCCACGGCUACGCCGAGCACUGCCACAGCCCCUGCUACGACGUGCUGGCGAGGAAGCUGGUUGGCCAGGGAUGCUACGUCUUCUCACACGACCACGUUGGCCACGGCAAAAGCGAAGGCCCCCGAGCCCUGGUCAAGUCUGCCGACACCUACGUGGACGACAUCUUGACGCACGUCGACCUGGUCAAGCAGAAGUAUCCGAGCAGACCAGUCUUUCUUUUCGGACAUUCCAUGGGGGGCUUGCUAGUUGCCCUGGCCGCCGAAAGGAGACCCCAGGAUAUCGCUGGCAUCGUAAUGAUGGCGCCCAUGUUAGCCGUCGAUAAGGAACAGGCCACUUGGCUCAAGAUGACCCUGGCUCGCAUCCUGGGUCGGAUCGUACCCACGCUUCCCAUCGGCAACUUGGAUUUGUCGCUGGUGUCCAAGGACCCCGAGACCGUGGACCAGAUGACCAAGGAUCCGCUGCGGUACCACGGCCACGUACGCGUCGGAUGGGCCGCGGCCAUGCUCAAUGCGCUAGAGGACCUCCAGGCUAAGGUCGACUCGAUCGACACGCCUUUCUUGAUUCAGCACGGCUCCGCCGACAAGCUCUGCGACAUCGGAGGAUCCGAAGAUUUCUACAAGAAGGCGCCCACGAAGGACAAGAGCUUCAAGGUCUACAAGGACUGCUACCACAGCCUACUCACAGAACCCGAUGAAAUGGCCCAACAAGUCCUUCAGGAUAUCGCCAACUGGUACACAGCAAGGAUGCCAUCGUGAUCAGAAGUGCAAUAAUUUCCGAUAUCUACGGGCGAUAGAUGGCGAGAUGUGCAUAUAGAUAAUACUGUGAUGUUUAGACAACUUCAAAUAGCAGUCAUUUUCUGAGGAA